Messenger RNA from Nerophis ophidion (straightnose pipefish), 2746 nucleotides. RefSeq names its product NHERF family PDZ scaffold protein 1b (gene nherf1b). The transcript has 6 exons. The record is from RefSeq and is a predicted model, not a curated record. Gene Ontology annotation, biological process: protein localization to plasma membrane. Bases 291 to 1481 code for a protein of 396 amino acids. Gene Ontology annotation, molecular function: signaling receptor binding; protein-membrane adaptor activity. Lineage: Eukaryota; Metazoa; Chordata; Actinopteri; Syngnathiformes; Syngnathidae. Gene Ontology annotation, cellular component: apical plasma membrane.
GCUUUUCGGCCACUCUGCUGGGCCGGUCCCUGAACGCACCUCCCUCUUCCUGACGGGACGUUCCAGCAGCUUCCAGCAGAGUCCGCCGAGGACCGGGGACCUUCGCUCCGAUGCGCAUGCAAGUCACCACCGCCCCGUUCGGACUUUGAACCCGUCACGCCCGGAAGGGAGUAUUUGUCGGAAGGAAGCCGCACUUUCUCACAAAGCAGCCCGCGGCUCUGCGCUCUCUCCUCGUCCUUUUUUUCCACGGCAAACGAGCAACAGGUUUAGCGGCGCGGCGGCAAAGAAGCAUGCCGAGUAAAAGUCAGUCCCUGCGGCCCCGGCUUUGCGCGCUGGAGAAGGGCGACAACGGCUACGGCUUCCACCUCCACGGCGAGAAGGGGAAGACCGGCCAGUUCAUUCGGCUGGUGGAGCCCGACAGCCCGGCGGAGGCGUCGGGGCUCCUCGCCGGGGACCGGCUGGUGUUCGUCAACGGGGAUGACGUGGAGAAUGAGAGCCACCAGCAGGUCGUCAGCCGGAUACGAGCCGCCUCCGGCCGCCUGGAGCUGGUGGUGGUGGACCCGGACACCGAGUCGCUGCUGAGGAAGCACAACGUCAAGUGUCUGAAGGAGUACGUGGAGGACGGGCUGCCCUUCAUGCUCCGCUACGAAGAGGGCGACGCGGAGGAAGAGCGGCCGCGGGAGGAGGAGGAGGUCGACGGGACGGACGACGGCGAGGAGCGGCCCGACGUGGAGGUCCAGGCGGAGGAGCGAGCCGGGGGGUCCGGGCACAGCACGCCGGUGCCCGACAGCAACGGAGGGAUUCACGGGGACGCCGAGAGGAAACUGAGCGUCAAUUCACACAAGGAACCCAGUCCUGAGCGGCGGCCACGUCUCUGCGUGAUCCGGCGGGAGGCCGGCGGCUACGGCUUCAACCUGCACAGUGAGCGGGCACGGCCGGGCCAGUACAUCCGUGCCGUGGACGAGGACUCCCCCGCCGAGAAGGCAGGCCUGCAGCCCAAAGACAGGAUAGUCCAGGUGAACGGCGUGCUGGUGGAGGCCAAGACGCACUCCGAGGUGGUGGCGGCCAUUAAAGCCGGCGGGGACGAGACCCGCCUGCUGGUGGUGGACCCCGAGACAGAUGCCUUCUUUAAGAGGUGCCGGGUGACCCCCACUACGGCCCACCUGAGCGGUGCGCUACCUGAGCCUGAUGUGAACGGAGGCAUGGAGGACAAGGUGAGGCCUGCGGACAAGGUGAACGGGGGCGGGGCCGAGAGAGACUCCAAGCCGUCGGUCAGCCCUUCUCCAUCCAACGCCUCGUCCAACGCCUCCAUCACCUCGCCCAGCAGCAGCACUCCCCCCGAGGGCGUGGCUCCAGGGGCCAUCCCCGCCCUGACCAUGAGUCUGCAGCAGGUCAAGGAGCUGGCCCACCAGAAGCGCUCCAACAAGAGAGCGCCCCCUAUGGACUGGACCAAGAAAAACGAACUCUUCAGCAACCUCUAGAAGCUUCCGGCACCAAACCCUUUUUUAUGGCGGUGAUUGGCAGCACGAUCAGAGAGGAGACUUUUUAACUUUCUACUAACAGGACAUGUACACACUGACAAUCAUCAUCAUCAUUAUUAUUAUUAUAUGUCUUAAUAAUAUUAUUAUUGGUAUUAUUAUGUCAUAAAAAUAUUUAUAUUAUUAUUGUUAUUAUUAUGUCAUAAUAACAAUAAUAAUAUUAGUAUUGUUAUUAUGUCAUAAUAUAAAGAAUAUUACAAUUAUUAUUACCACAUAAUAUUUUUAUUAUGUCAUAAUAAUAUUAUAAUUACUACAUAAUAAUAUUAAUAAUAAUUUUAUCAUCACUAUUAUGUAGUUGGCAAUUUCUACAUAAUAUUAAUUACUACAUAAUAAUAUUAAAAAUAAUUUUAUUAUCACUGUGUAGUAAUAGUAAUCAUAUUAUUUUUAUGUAGUAAAAAUAUUGUUAUUAUUACCACAUUAUUAUUAUGUACUAAUAAUGAUAAUGAGAUUAAUAAUAUUAAUAUUUAGUAAUAAUUAACUUGAUUUAAUUAAUAUGUACUACUAAUAAUAUUAUUAUUAUUAUUAUUAUAUAGUAAUCAUUUUAUGUAAUAAUAAUACCAAUAAUAAUACAAUUAUUAUUACGACAUAAUUUUAUUAUGUCGUAAUAUUAAUAUAAUUACUACAUAAUAACUAAUAUUAUUAUGACAUAAUAAAGUUAUUAUGUAGUAAAAUCAUUAUUAUCUACUACUACUAAUAAUAAGACUAUUAUUAUUACAUAGUAGUAAUUAGUUUGAUUGAUCAUCUACUACUAAUAAUAUUAUGUAGUAAUCAUAUUUUUAUGUAAUAACGCAAUUAUUAUUAUUAUAUAAAUAACAUUAUUAUUAUGUGACAAUAAUAAUCCUACUGUUAUAAAUAUGAGAUACAAAUCAAGUCUUGUGUAGAUAUUUACUUCUUGCCUAAAAAAAGUGAUUUUAAAGUUGUUUGAGUUCAGAUGUAAGAAACAAACUGCUGGCUUGAAGCAGCAAUGAUAUGAGAAUGUAUAUUUCAUAUAUUUUUACAUUUUUUCAACAAAUCCUCUCCCCGAUGAUGUGGGAGCACACCUUUGAUCCGCCGGCUUCUCUCGGCAAUUUCACUUCUCUUCAAAUCCUCAAACAUUUCUGUCAAUAAUAACGUUUUUUUUUUUCCUUGUCCCCUUUGGAUUAUUUUCCAAAGGAAGAGUUGUCCGUGUAAGCGACGAUUUGAUGGCAAUAAAGUAUUAUUCUGUCAUA